UAAAACUUCGAUAGCUUGAUAUCGAUACUUUGGUGGUCGCCCCUAAGAACAACAACAAGUAUAAAAACCAAAACAAAACGUGCAACAGGAGUUAAAUAAAAAUUAACAUAAGAAACACUGGCAAAUAAGACAUCUUAUGGCUAACGACUUAAAGUUAAUAUUGGAGCUCAGCGCUGGCGCGGAACUUCUGUUUGGCAAUAUCAAACGCCGACAACUCUCAUUGGAUGGCUCACAGAAAUGGACCAUUGGUAGUUUACUGAAAUGGAUGCAUGCCAAUAUAUUGACCAGAAGCCCCGAACUUUUCAUACAAGGCGACACUGUGCGACCCGGCAUUUUGGUGCUAGUCAACGAUACCGAUUGGGAGCUACUUGGCGGUCUAGACUAUGAGUUACAGCAAAAUGAUAACAUUUUGUUUAUAUCCACGCUACAUGGCGGCUAAAAUCAAUAUUCUAAUUAAGCUGCAAAGAGUCGUUUAUAUUUUUGUACAAAAUAAAAAAAAAAAUCGAAAAUU
This is a messenger RNA of Drosophila willistoni, 511 nucleotides long. It is a transcript of the gene Urm1, whose product is annotated as ubiquitin-related modifier 1 homolog. Gene Ontology annotation, cellular component: cytoplasm; nucleus. Gene Ontology annotation, biological process: protein urmylation; tRNA thio-modification. The transcript has 5 exons. The record is from RefSeq and is a predicted model, not a curated record. Lineage: Eukaryota; Metazoa; Arthropoda; Insecta; Diptera; Drosophilidae. Gene Ontology annotation, molecular function: protein tag activity. The coding region runs from base 137 to 439 and encodes 100 amino acids.